GAGUUAUACACUGUGACAGUACUAACAGAAGCUGCCAUGAUGGGAGCUGAUAUAGAUGGAGAUGUUCUGCUGUACCUGGAUAUGGCUCAGUUUCACUGUGCCCAUCAGUUGACUGACUGGUGCCUUCACCACAUCUGCACCAACUACAACAGAGUUUGUCGCAAAUUCCCUCGUGACAUGAAGGCUAAAUCUACAGAAAACCAAAUGUACUUUGAGAAGCAUCGCUGGCCUCCAGUGUGGUAUCUGAAGGAAGAAGAUCAUUAUCAGCGAGCUCGUAAAGAGCGUGACAAAGAAGAUUAUUUGUAUCAAAAGCGCCAGUGUAAACGCAAGUGGCUCUUCUGGAACCUGCCGUCUUCACCUUCCUCCAAUUCUCCAUCUUCUCCGGGUUCCUCUGCAGUCGUCUGAUUGGCUCUCAGGGUGCACGACCCACCUUACAAUCCAAAAAUGGGAUUUAAGCAAAGGUUUAUACUGCGUAAGUCCACAUUUUUUUGUAGAAAAUACCCAAGCCCUGCUUGUUGCAGCUGAUGAGGAAGAAAAAGCAAAAAUGCAACGAUGAAGAAAGUUUGUUAAAACAACACCGGGUGUAUUGUUGAAUCUCUCUACAUUAUUCAUGGGAUUUUUAGCGAUCAACCUAGCUUUGACAUCCUUCUGUGACAUCGCAGUCUUCAUUACAAACCAAGCUACAAGUGUAUAGAAAACACUUUGACUGCAUACAUUCAUAAGUUGUAAUGCUGUCGAAGUGCUUUUAAGCUCUAAAGAACAAGAUAGCAGGAACAUUUUAGAGCAUCCAGUGAAGAAGAUGAAUUAUUUAGUGAUCUACAACCAAACCACUUCUCCAGAGCGAUGUUCUCAUAAUUUACGAUUUGAAUGCUCCAUAUGAAAUCUGAAUGGGUAUAGAGCAGGGGUGGGCAUUCCUGGUACUAGAGGGCAAAGUCAUGCAGAGUAUAGCUCCAACAGCAAUCCAAGCAAUCCUGAAGACUUCAAUUAGAUUUUUCAUUUGUGUUUGAUUAGGGUUGGAGUGAAACUCUUGCAGGGCUGUGGCCCUCCAGGGCCAGGAAUGCCCACCCCUGGUAUAGAGGAAUGUUACGGGUUCAAUAUAACUUAAGUUCUAUCAACAGCAUCAGUGGCAUGAUGUCAAUUAACACAAAAAAUUGAUUUGGUUAUGUUCACUUCUUUCUUUUAAAGCAAAAUUACAGUUACUUUACAUGGGUAAAUCGCCGGGUAAACAACAAUAGACACACUAGUUUCACUAGUAGCCAGUGUUCGAAGCUAAGCCUCUACCCAGCCAAACCCCCCAUCAUGGAUCAACGUUUUAAUCAAAGAAACCCCAAAUUACUCCUUAACUCAAACCCUAACCAUUUUUUACCCAUCAAAUUAGUGUGAAAUAAUAGUUUGAGAUGAAUUUUUUUUUAAAAGCCCCUAAUGCAGGGGUGCCCAAACUUUUUCCUACCAAGGGCCAAAAAUCAAACCUGACUGAGGGCCGUGGGCCAAAAGUAAAUGUUGCUGUGUUAUGUUAAAAUGAAAGUUGCCCUGAUACUCCUCAUUUAUAAUUGACUAAUAUUUAAAAAAAAUAAAUGAGCAAACAUUACUCUGUUUCUGCAAAUUUCAAAGGUAAUUGUUGUAUAAAGUUUAGUUUACUAAACUUUAAAAAAAAAUUCUGCACAUGAAGGUUUCGUGUGAGCACAUAAAACUAAACUUGAGAUUUUUUUUACUCCAAUGUAACCUUAGGGGCUCGGUAAUGUGCCACUACCUCGACCUCUCCAUUAUUAGCCUAAAGAUUUCGUUGAGUUUCCUAAUGUAUGUUAUACAUCUUCAAUUAUGCAUGUGCAUUAAAAAUUAUUCACUUUAAUUCCUUGCAUUUAAUUGCAAUUUACAUAAUGUACAAAUAAAACAAAAAAGGUUACAUUAGAAAAUGUUUAAUUAGAAUUAUGAACAUUUGCAUCAAAGUGGACGUUUAUCCUUUUUCCUUAUCUCACGUGGCAUGACGGGCCAAAAUAAAGGUAAUUGCGGCCCAACUUUUGCCUGCGGGUCCUAGUUUGGGCACCUGUGCACUAAUCCAAUCCUAAAUCUAACAAUCUGUCAAUUCCUCCAGAAAACAGAGUGAGGCACACGGGUCCUUGAAAUCCUUGAAAGUUUGUGAAUAUGGAGAAAAAAAUUUAAGGCCCUGGGAAGUUUUUGAAAAAUACAUACAAAGAUACAGGUCAUUGAAAGUGCUGGAAUCUAUUUUAUGCAAGAAGUUUUCUGGAAAAAAAUCCAUAUUAUUUUCUGUGUAGUGUAGGAUAAUAUCAUAAAAAUUCUAGACUUUUUAAGCACACGUGCUAAACUGUUCGCUUUAAAUGCUUAUAUCUUCUGUAUGCGAAUGUUGAUUCAUACCAAAAUGCUUUUUGCAUAGUUGUGUUUGACACAUUAAAGUGUCUCGGGUUACGUAUGUAACUGUUGUUCCCUGAAAAGGGAACAAGACGCUGCGUCUCCCUUGCCAUACUUCCUGUGUCCCUGUAAUGCCGUCUUGGGCAAUAUUUUAUAUAGUGAUAUACUUCCUGGCUUGUCUUUGUCGUUAAGCCUCACCAUUGGUUGAAUUUGAUAUACACAUUUAGACGCACUUACCACUGAAGGCGUCCCCAAAGUGUCACCGCAGUGACGCAGCGCGAGUUCCCCCGAAAGGGAACUGUAACAAUGUAUCUUAAAAGGUAACACGAUUUAACCUUGCUCUCACGUAUUAUGUGUAUUAUGUCACAAAUGCUGUUGAAAGGGCUUAAGUAACCCAGAAAAUGCACCAUAUAUCGAAGCACUGUCCACUACAUGGGCUCCGACGGAAAGGGAAAUGUUGGAAUGAUAAUGGGUUUACAAAAAAAUCAGCAUUUACUCAUGCGAUGUCACAUAUUUGUGUAUUACAGCAUGAAGUUCAGGUUCAGAUCGAAAUCAAAAAAGCUGUGAUUUAUCUUGAUAACAAUCUCAUAACAACCUCCAAUAGUCUAACCACUUAUUUCAAAACAGGACACUUAAGUGAACAAUCUACAGGGGAAACUUUUCGGUUUCUCUACAGGGAAUAUAAACGGUGCCUCAACACUAUUGGUACUGACUGUAUAUAAAAGUGUGGGUACUUGCUGCUCUCUUUACCAAAGUUAGAUGUAUCAAAACCCUACUACAAACAAACACCGCUGUCAUUUCGAAUGCUCCCAAAUAACUUUUGGAUGUUUGAAGUAUUACGGGCAGGCCCGUGACAAAGCUAUCCCAUGAUGCAUCACAGCAUGAAAGUAGUUGUAGAACACCAGAGUCCCAUUCUGGGUGCAUUAGGUUUUUUAAUAUUAAUAUACUGUAGCUACUAAUAAUGUAACUUAAGGUGUAUCACACCUUAACAUGAGUAUUUGAAGUUGCAUUAAACUAAGUUUACACCCCAGAGGAAAGAAAACUUCACAAGCAUGGUUCAUAGACUUAAACCCUUAUGACCUAACACACGCAAGAAUCAUAGCAGUUUAAACAUAGGAUGACUCGUAAUAAAAAAAUAGUAGGUUUUUAAAGCACAUUUAUGUUGAAUAAAGAUAUUAGCUCACACUUCUCACUUUUAUUAUACGAUAUUUAUAAAAUACAAAUACCAAGGGCGCUAAAAGAGCAACUUGCUUUUAUAGCAAUAUGCAUUUCAGCCAUUAAUUUAGCUGAUAUCUAGAACAUCUAUUUCAAAGCUGACAUGCAUGCAUUAGGCUGUUGUACUGUAGCUGGCUGCAAGGGAAUGCCGAGGAAUAUUGUUAUACAUUAGAAACCCAUACAUAUGAAUGUUUUCAACGGGAUGAUGUGCUUUAAAUGUAGAUACAGUAUAUAACAAACAUAUAAAUGCAUUCAUUGAAUCCCUCCACUUGGGGCAACCUUAUCUGUAUAAUACAUGACGUAUACAGUAUGGCAUAAAGGAUUAUUAUUUUACAACAAAGCAUUACAUUUAACACUCAGGAACAUUUGCAGAUUCAAUGUUUUUUGUCUGUUUUUACUUAAGGGACCUUAAAUGUUGUCUCUAAAUAAAAAAUGUAAUCUGAGAAUAGAGAAAUUUGAUGGAUCAUUUUUAGAGGAUGAUUCAUUGGGAAUUCACAAAUCUGAACCAAACAACCUAAAAAUGACAAAAAUGGUAUAAGGAGAAGCCUAGCAAGAGUUUAAGUGGUGUAUAUUUGUUCUGACAAUCAUAGCAACCUGUUGAUUAUGAAUUUAUUUUUUUUGCUGGCCUUCAUACAAGAAGCAUGUCAUCAUUACCUUAUUUGAAUUCCUAAGAUUAUUAAACAUAGCAUGUCAUUACAGUUUAUAAACAUGAUGCACAUGAAUGUACUGUGAGAUAUGAAUGUAUACACCUUUGUUGUUUUUAUCAACCAAGAUUCACAACCCACAGAUAAAAAAACAGUGAUUGUAAGCAUUACUGAGUUCCUUAUCAGUUAGAGAAAACUGUACCCCAUGCCUUAAUGUAAAGGACACAGUGAUGGUCAUUGUGCUGUUUAACUGUGCUAAUAUGUAAACUUAGCAUACCAUGUGUGUGGAUUAUGUGUAAAAUCUAUUAUGUCAUGUUUGUUUGUAAAAUACAUUAUGGUCAGCUGGAUUGUUUUGUUUUAAAUAGACCAGUGGUUCUCAACCUUUUGCAACUUAUGGUCCACUAAUGAUUGAUUAAAAACAUUCAGAGGAUCACCUUUCCAAAUAUGCUAGUAUAAACACAUCAAUAACAAAAAAUUAAAAGCGUACAAUUACAAUGAGGUACCCCUAUGCAUCAUAUUGGCCAGGUCGCAUAUGCAGGCUCCAUACGUCAUUAAGGCUGUUUACUUAAGUUAACUUAACAUAACAUUUCCAAAUCAUAAGCAUAUUACAACAAUUUAUUAGAAUAAUAGUCAACUUUAUAAUUGUUAAUAUUUUAAAAUUAAACAGUCUAUAAGCAGCCUAGAGAUGUAACCUCCGGAGGCUGCAGCCUUUGGAUUGGGAAACAGCCUUAGACGAACUAGAAAUGCCAUUGCUUCCAAUGGGAAACCACAGUCAAUUCUAGUGAGGAAAAAGCGAUUUAAAGUUCCAUCUUUCAGAAGUUGCAAGUAAAAAAAUAAUAAAUUAUAUAAAUAUAUAUAUUUUUUUACUUGUAAACAUGCAACAAUAAAUGCGUCACUGCCUGACGUUGUGAAAUUCAUAAGAACAACUUGAUGCAACAAGAAGAUUUGUCAAUUGGAUAAAAACAUAAACAUUAAUUUUGCAAUAGUCCAGCACUGUUUAUACAGCCCACCAGAUGGCGCUCCGAGGCCCACAGGAUGAGAAUCACUGAGCUAGACUAUUGUUCAUAUGGUUUACUGUGUUGUCUUUCUGUCAUGUUCUGUCAUUGCCUUUUAUAGCUUUAAAAUGUACUUUGCGAAUAUCAUUGUCUGUUAAUUCAGGGUGGGAAACUUUGUAUUAUACAGUGUGGGUUCAAAACGAGACAAAAGUGACAAUUCCAGCCUGAAAAUAGAUGUACUGUAGGAUUCAGUGGCGGCCAGUGACUUCUUUUUCGAGCAUGAUAUGAAGCUCGUCACAACAGGUAAUUAGCUCAUGUGUCUCGUCAUUUCAAAAUAUGUGUCCGGCGCGUCAUGUAAAUUCACGUGUGAUGUCAAAAUAUGAUCCUGGUGACGACACUUCGAAGGGGUUUAUGAUAAAAGAGACGCUUGCGUUUGUCAGAUACUCACUUAAUCUCAUGUGUAAUCAGAGUUUAGUAUUAAGUGAGUGACUUGUGAGUAUUUCGUGAAAGUGAGCGUCUCUUUCGUCAUAAACCUUUUCGACGCAUGUGCAGCAGGCAUGUAUUUUGACAAGACAUGUGAUACACAUGUUUCACAUGACGCAAACAAAUUUGCGCCCCUUGGAAGAGAAGUCACCGGCUCCCACUGUUAGGAUUUAAAAUAUACUGAACUGCAAUCUUAAUUGACAAAUUCUUAUUUCAAUCAACUAGUAUGCUGAUAGGAAUGUAAUAGCUAGAAGUCUCUGAAUUUUACCUUACUGUACAGUACAGGAAAGUAUGAAAUGGAGUAAAAAAAUUUGGAAAAUUGGAAAUUGGCAUUAUUAUGUGCCAGGAAAAUCCUGUCUGUAUUCUUUGUUGAUCCUGGAACAACAUUCCUGUAAAAAAGCAAAGUCCUUACCUAAAUAUUAACCAUACCUCUCAAAUCUGAGAGAAAUAAAGGUUUAUGCAUGAACCCUUAAUCCAGCCCAACAUACAACCCUAAACAUAAUCCUUUCGCAUAGAGAACUGAAACAGAUUUCUUCCAGGACCAUCAAAGAUGUUGAUGCAGAAACAUGUCCUACCUGGCAAAACCAAUGUGACCUUAGAAAUUAUCAUUAAGGUGGACCCUAUCUUUUAGAUCUUUGACAUGCAGUGUCAAAAUAACAAAAAUAAAGGUUUGAAAGGCUACUAAAAAUGGUAUAAUAUAUAAGCAGUGAAGCAUGUUCUAAGUAUAUUUAUGUUUGCUCUCAGACAAGACUAGAAAACAAAUAAUACAAAAUAAAAAUAAAUCAGGGGUUAAAUCAAAAUAAAUAUAAUAAAAUAAUUACUAUAAAAUCUUAAGAGCUAAUUUUUAAUGAGCUAUAGGCCCUGUAGUGCCAUCAUUGCAAAGAAGCACAAACCAAACAGAGCAUUUUUGCUAAGAAUGUAGCUAGUAGUCAAAAGGCUGAAAGCAAAACUUGAAUGUUUUCUCAGUAUUACAAGCUUGCUAUGAACAAUUUGUAUUUUAAACAAAUUAUUUAAAUUAGUAGUGGAGGAGGUUUUGUAUUCAAGAUAUCUAAGCAUGUGUACUUGAAAUGUGUAAAUAGUGUUUAAUAAAUACAGUCU
Misgurnus anguillicaudatus (oriental weatherfish) is the source of this 6802-nucleotide messenger RNA. The record is from RefSeq and is a predicted model, not a curated record. Lineage: Eukaryota; Metazoa; Chordata; Actinopteri; Cypriniformes; Cobitidae.